CAACCGCCGAGCGCGGGCGCCGGGUGACAAACUCGGGCGCCGGGCAGCCCGCGACGCGCGGACUCGGAGUGGGCCACUGCCGGGCGGGAGCGACCAUGGCCUCCGCGGAGGAGCGGCACGAGGGCGGCCUGGAGGACGAGGAGGAGAUCACCGCCGCCACGCUGCGGGGCAAGCCCCGGCCGCCGCCCGUCUCGGCGCUGUCCGCCUUCAGCUACGUCCCGCCGCGGCGCCUGGACCCCAAGGAGCACAGCUACUACCACCGCCAGGCCAGGACAGGUAUUAUUUCCCUCUAUGAUUGCGUUUUUAAGAAGAACCCAGAUUACAAUCAGAAAUUGCACCGAGAUGACAGAGAACACGCAAAGAGCCUAGGACUUCACGUUAACGAGGAGGAACGAGAAAGGCCGGUGGGCGUGCUGACCUCUUCCGUUUAUGGCAAGCGCAUCCAUCAGCCCGUGGAGCCGCUGAACCGCGAGCACCGCCGGGCCAAUCACGUGAGGGCGGACUUCUACCGCAAGAACGACAUCCCCAGCAUCAGGACCCCGGGCUUCGGGCACGUCUCUCCAGCCUGAGGCUCCCCGGCCCGCCCGCCAGGGGCGCCGCAGAGAGGGGCGGCGCCGGGGCCUUCCCUCCUGUUUCACUGACAUCUAGAAAGUGCAGCGAUGCCCCCGCGUCAUCUUUACAGUUGGGAGACGAAUUAGCAGCUUUCCCUCGGUUAGGAACCUGGCUAAGCACCUUUAAGAGUUAUUAAGAAUAUCCAGCAUGGCGAUUUUUAUGUGAAAUUAUUUCAGAUUAAAUAAUUCUGGUGACUGAUUCACGGAGGGCACCUUAAUAAAAUUAAAACUUUCC
This is a messenger RNA of Choloepus didactylus (southern two-toed sloth), 846 nucleotides long. It is a transcript of the gene CFAP90, whose product is annotated as chromosome 11 C5orf49 homolog. Lineage: Eukaryota; Metazoa; Chordata; Mammalia; Pilosa; Megalonychidae. The transcript is spliced from 3 exons. The record is from RefSeq and is a predicted model, not a curated record. The coding region runs from base 96 to 569 and encodes 157 amino acids.